Molecule: messenger RNA, 1779 nt
Organism: Besnoitia besnoiti
Lineage: Eukaryota; Apicomplexa; Conoidasida; Eucoccidiorida; Sarcocystidae
Product: putative histone lysine methyltransferase, SET
Exons: 1
Coding region: 1-1779 (592 amino acids)
Molecular function (GO): protein binding
Source: RefSeq, a predicted model, not a curated record
AUGUGUGACUGUCUCAGUUCCGGAACUACGCCUCAAGAGGGAGAGGCCUCUUCUUGCCAGCCAACCGACUUGACCCAGGGCGGCGCCGCCGCGCGCUGGCACGGUGGGCUGGGCAACGAGGUGAAUCACCGUCCUUUGUCGGAUUCUCCUCGGUCCGAUGAGCAGGACUCCGCACACGGUCCCUUGAGACAGGGUAAAACCGAAGACGGCAAUACUGCACAGCUUCCUGUUCAAGAGAACAGUCCCCUUCCGUUUCAAAGUGAGUCACCGGGCACCGAUUGGUUCAUUCAUCCCCUUCUGCUGCCGUUGCUCCCUUCCAGGUUCGUCUUCAAGAAUCCGUCGUGGCCCCCCACGCCAAAGAAGAAACGAAAUUUGGCUGCUGGAUGCUCCGGUGGGGUGGUGCCCUCUGCGGGGGCGAGAUGUGGUGCCGUGCAUACGGCCUCGUUCGCGCACGAGUCGUCGAGAUCAUCGAUUCACCCGAGCCCCGAGCCACGACGGGGUCUUCAAGACGCAUCACCUGGCCGUGCGUGUGUGGCGCCACCCGGAGAUCCCCGCAACGCAGGAUCGAAGGCGCCUCGGAACCCUUCGACUGUCAUAAGCAGCCGCAAGCGGCGGAAGACAUUGUUGAAGCCGAAGGGGCAGGUUCCAGACGAGUACUCGCCUGGACUCUGCUCGAAUCCAGUCGCUCCUGUACACCCGUCACCCUUACCUGUAUCCGGUUGCCUCACAGAACAUCAAGAUGACGCCUCUACAGAGAAGGCGACGCCACCCACCGAGCCCGUGGCGUGCGAGUCGAUGCCUGCGCAGGGUUCGCGUGCCACGAGUCCUGUACGCAGUGGUACCAGUCUGUGUCAGGGCGGUCCACAACGUCCAUCUAACGUGACUGAUGAGUGUAGCUUCUGGCAGGCAGGUUCACCCGCUACCUCGUCGAAAGGGCCCCAUCCACAUGCGCCCGCGGAUGGAACAGAUCGAAGCUCAGUUGCUCCUGGCUCUUGUGAGAAGUCUCUGGGCUCGUCUGCGAAGCCUCCAGCCUCCGUGUCGCCGGCGCUGUGCUCAGAUGCGGGAAUGCGUAUCAAAGGGGAAGCUGCGGAAUUCCAGACCCAAGGAACUGACGACAGCUGUAGAAGCAGCCCCUUUCAGCAGUCCUGUGCAUCGCUUGCCCGGCAUCCGGUAUCCAGGCCGCAGGCCGCGCAUCUGGCUACUGAGCGGGUUAGUAGCCAGGUCGGAGAGGACUCGUGUUCUGUUCGUCGCGCAGCAACGCUCGGAGGAAGGCGAGGGGUUGAGGCAUCUUCCCGCGCGUCGCCAUCGCAACUCUCCGAGUCGACAGUGAAGCCGGUCUUUCUGCCGUCAAUCGGGUGCGGUUUGACUGUGUCUGCUUCCUCGCUAGGCCGCGGAAGCGGACUCGGCGUGUACUCAUGUAGAGCGUACGCCGCUCGGUCGCGGAUCGGUGAGUACGCCGGUGUCUGCGUCGACAGGAAAGUCGCGAUGAUGCUUCGAGGGAUGGGGACGUCGACCCAUGUAAUGAGAGUCGGCAUGCAAUAUCAGUACCUGGUUGGAUACCGUUUGCCGUUCGUUUUCGGAGGCGCCGGCGCCUUUGUGAAUGACGGCCGAUGGUUCGCCGACGGACGCAAGGGGCCCGGCGUCACCGCAAGGUUCCAUGUUGUAUACGAUAAAAAACGUGCAAAGGACCGUGUCUACGUAGUUGCGACGCGAGAUAUUGCUCAGGGAGAGGAAAUCUUUACUAGCUAUGAUAACCAGUACUGGGCCUUGUUGCAGUAA